This is a messenger RNA of Talaromyces proteolyticus, 465 nucleotides long. RefSeq names its product CST complex subunit Ten1. Lineage: Eukaryota; Fungi; Ascomycota; Eurotiomycetes; Eurotiales; Trichocomaceae. The record is from RefSeq and is a predicted model, not a curated record. Gene Ontology annotation, molecular function: single-stranded telomeric DNA binding. The transcript has 2 exons. The coding region runs from base 1 to 465 and encodes 154 amino acids. Gene Ontology annotation, cellular component: CST complex. Gene Ontology annotation, biological process: telomere capping.
AUGAACAGACCGCCACCCACCACUCCUGUCUUUAUCACGCAGCUGCGAUCUUUGCCCCUGCAUUCGAAAGUGCGAUUUCUUGGUUGCGUGAACCAUUAUGACGUGAAAACGGGCAGGUUGGGUCUUGAACACAAGUAUCCUCCCUUACAAUCAACGAAAAGGGAUUCUGCCAACAUUGAGCGGGACUUAGUCAAUACAAAGGUGUGCGUUGACAUUUACCAUGUCCUCAACACCAUCAAAGCAGACGAUCUCCAAGUUGGCGCUUGGUUGAAUGUGAUCGGAUACGUGAGAUCCGAGCCACAGACAGACUCCAACGAGGAUGAUCGUAAAGGUAGAGACCUCGUUGAUCAAAUCUACGUCGAGGCUAUCAUGAUCCACAACGCCGGCGCUAUUGAUGUUGGUGAAUAUGAGCAGGUUCUUGCCAAUAUGCAAGAAAUUAAACAGAGGUUUGAUCCACCGCAAUGA